Molecule: messenger RNA, 1479 nt
Organism: Emericellopsis atlantica
Lineage: Eukaryota; Fungi; Ascomycota; Sordariomycetes; Hypocreales; Bionectriaceae
Exons: 5
Coding region: 1-1479 (492 amino acids)
Source: RefSeq, a predicted model, not a curated record
AUGGACACGCUGCUAAAUCCAUUUCCGAACACUCUUCGACAACUUCGCGACCUUAGAGCCACUGUAUUCUAUUCUACAAUGGAUUCUCGCAAAAGGUCUCCCUCCCCACUGCUUAACCCGACAAACACUCCCGAAUUUCGACCGAGUCGCUCGAAGAGUCGCUCGGAUGAGUUGGAUGUUCCUAAUGCAUUAUGUGAUAAAGGCGCUGAUGAGAAAUGGCUACCAUGCUUGAUUUCAUGCAACGAUCUCAAAGUCAUGUCUGCAACACGCAUUUACAUAACUCCUUUCCAGCGUUUUUGGUACUGGCAUGUUUACGUUCUCAAGGACAUUUUCCCAACGAUGAAGCGCGAGGCGCCUCUACUGAAACAGGUCAGCGCUGAUGAGCAGCAGAAGUUUGCCAGGGAUAUACAGACGCACUUGAAGGAUAAUAAUCUCUUCAUCGACUCGUUUGGAAACGAAAGCCUCCGAUCUGGGUUCUGGCGAUGCCUGUUACACUACGCUACCAUUUCAUCUGGGCACGAUGACAAAUUUAUUCACGCCACAAAGUUAAACUGCGAUGAUCUGGAGGACUUGACUCUUCGAGCCCUUGACAAAAUGUCCAUGGCAGAAGCCUUACAUGCGAUCGCCCUUCUGAGAACCCUAUUGGUCCAAUGCGGUGGCCAAGAACUGUCGCGGCAGUCUUCGUUUCCUCGAAGUCGCCAAACGUCUGCUCAUGUCUUGAGCAAGCUUUUCGGGACUUUUAAGGCACAGGGACCAUGGGUCUACGAAACAGGGGGAAAGUUGGUCACGAGAAUCACCCAAGAAGGACAGCGGCCGAUCGCAACCGGAUACAGGCCUGCAUUUGAUAAACCAGACUAUUGGUCUUCCGCGCCAGACGAUGUUCUGUUCUCGCUGAAAUAUAAAGAAUGGAUGGAGAAUGGCGGUUUUACUUCUCCCCUCAACUUGCGACUCCCUGAUCUCGUUGGACUCCAUAUCACCGAAGCACAAGCUGAGACGAUUAAAGAGAAAACAAACGCGCUUUGUGGAGAUAUUCAAGUCCCAUCCCAGUUCCAUGACAUACUAGGGCUCUUGUGGUACGUCGCCAAUGGUCCAUCCGACGUCGACUUUCAACGUCACCUACACCGCGCCUCGUCCAGGUUUAAAUCCUACUUACGACGAGAACUUUCCAGAUCAGAUCAGGACCUAAUGAGUGACUAUUUUCAAUCCCUACUGUCAAUUUUCUGUGCCGUCGAAUCUCUCCCUCUCGACGGCACCCUAACACAUUCCGACGCCGACUUAACAUACUUCGUCGAUCUCCUGCAGGGUAGGACACCUUCGUCUUGGAGGUCUCUUCAGUCGGUGCUUGAUGCUUUUGACAGAGCUCGCAAGCAAAUUGGGGAGCGGCCGGAAAAGGAGGAUGAUGUCCGUGUGAGGUAUUGGAUGUUCAGGCUCCAAUCUCAUGAUCAUGAGUCUGCUUAUGGCAACUGCACUUUGAAGUGA